AUGAGAAGACAGAAUAGUAGCUGCGACCAGUGCAGGAAGGGGAAACGGGCUUGCGAUGCCGGUGCUGUCAAGGACCUCCAGCUCUGUUUCGAGAAUGAGAUGCAAUGGAACAUUGGCAAGUUUCUCGAAGUCUCACCUACCUCCUCCCAACUAACGUCAUCGCAAGAUUGGCAAGAUUUGACGGGACCGUGCUCAAACUGCCAAAAGACCAGGAAGAGUUGCACUUACGACUGGGCUCGCUCGCAGCAGCAUCAAAUCCGCGAGAGACGACAAUCAUCAGUCUCCGACAAGCGUCCCUUGCCAAGUCGCAAGCGAGUCAAGUCCGUUCAUGAUGCCGUGGUACCAGCUACAUCCCAAGGAACAGUCGAGGGCUUCCAAGAUAUCUUCCCAGGAUUGGGCUAUAAUGACCCAAGUCUCUUCUAUGAAUCGAAUCAGCCGUUGUUCCCCGAACCCAUGUUCGGGCCAGGCUCUGAGAACUUUUCAUUAUCCCCGACCAACGACACAGCCAGCAACGCCUCCCUAGCUGACGAUCUAUCACUGGCAUUUCCGGCCUCUUCAGCAACGUCGAUGCCAAGUUGUUUAUCAGAUGAGCUACCCGGAUUAGACGGAGCUGACAAUAUUUCUGUGCACGACCCUUCAAUAAUUGAGUUCACUCCCAAGACAUUGGCAGGAGCCCGAGCGACAGCACGGAAGAGGCCAUGGCAAGGCAGAAAGUACCCAGACUUCUCAUUAGGCGGCUUGUCGGAGUUCUCGCCAACUCAGCAGAUGAUGGCUCGCACGAAUAACGGGCUAAUGACUGAAAACCUCAUGAAGCUCUACCACGAUGUCUUGGAGGGAGCACUUUCAUGCUGGCUGACGGAGCAAAAUUGCCCCUAUUUGCUGCCUGCGAAAUCGACGGAGAACCUCAAUUUCCAAGUGGGAGAGUCAGUUUCGAAUCUCCCAAACAGGAUCUACCGAAGAGUUCUGAAUCUUGACAAGUCUCUAGACUCUCUCGGGAUCAAGCCGCUAAGUCCAUAUGAGGACAGGCAGGCCACUAGGGCGCUUCACUUCUCAAUCAUGGCAUUCACUGCACAGUGGGCCCAGGGCAGUUGGAGGAGCCAAUCACGAUAUAGGUCAUCAAAUUUUGAGGAUGCAGGACUUUGCCUUUCGGGUCUAGGGGAAGACUUUGACAAAACGAUUCAACAAUCGUUCUGGAAUCAAGCACGUAGACAUCUUGAUGACUGCUCCGGGAUCAACUCAUUCAAGCUUGCGUUCGCGGAGAUAGUCUUUGGACUAACACAACAGCACGUAUCUGAGUCAGAUGAUUUCACCUUUGAAGACUUCGAUAUAGGCUCAACGGGUUCGUCUUGUGGCGGCAGUGUGCCAGAACGAAUCAAAACGGUGUUUGAAAAGGACGGAAGCAAUAUUUAUACGGAGAGGGCGGCUCGACGACUUCACGUUCUCCGACGACGAGUUGAUACAUUCGACCGUACAGCAUCAAAAGCGCAGCUUGCGGGGCGGAUGCCCUGUAAAAGAGCGGAUUCUGAGGAACGUAAGACGAUGGAACUGAUAUUUUGGUUGGCAGUCAUGUUUGACACCCUAUCCGCAGCUAUGACGGAAAGACCGGUGACUGUAUCAGACGAGGAAAGCAAAGAGAAUGAUGAGACGAAGGACGAACUCGAAGCUGGGCAGCAAAGGCGAGGGCCGUCCACCAGCGACUGGAACGACCGGUUCAUCAUCAAGCGACACCAGAAACUCGCACCCUUGAGGUGGCCAUGUCCCGAGCAGGCGGUCUCCAGAGAGCUUCGGGAUGCGGCGCCGGUCAAAGUCCUUCUGUUCCGGAAGAUUACUCGGCUGCAGACUUUGUCAUCGAGAGGUGCCAAGGAAGAAGCGGUCGAAAGCGCGAUCCAGGAUGCCCUCUCCGUAUACCGACACUGGAACAUGACAUACGGUCCCCUCUUCCAGGAUUGUGUCCAGUACCAUGAUUCGCUUCCCUCGACGAUCCAGAGCUGGUAUGUGUGUCUGCUAGGCCACUGGCUCUUAGCAGUCAUGAUACUAGCCGACACAAUCAGCUUGAUGGAUGAACAGAGCAUGAGCAUGUCACCCCGCGCAAGACAAAGAGCCGAGACAAAUAUGAUCGACAAUCUACGAAGAUCAAGUACCCGCAUGGUUUCAGACCUUGCGAAAGCCUCAACACCCCGCGAUGACGACCUAGGAAAGCUGCCGGAGUAUCACCAUGCCGCGAAAGAGGGCGCUUUGCUAACAGAGCCUUGGACAAUGGUUCUGAUGCGAUCAUUCACCAUGGCGGGGUUGUCUCUACUCGACGAGGCUACAACCCGAGAGUCACAAGAUGAAAUCGCUGUUGAAGACUCGCAGAGACGUUGCGAGGAUUGCGUCAAGGCGCUUUGGUACUUGGGACGCAAGUCAAGCUUGUCUCUCAAAGUAGCCGCAAUUCUAGGUGACGGGCUUGAAAGAUCAAGACUUCGUGGUCUUGGCUCGGGUACAGACUUUGUUGGUGCUGGUGAGCGGAGCACAAUUAGUCAGGUAGAAGUUUUCUGA
This is a messenger RNA of Colletotrichum gloeosporioides, 2538 nucleotides long. Its product is annotated as Regulatory protein alcR. Gene Ontology annotation, biological process: regulation of DNA-templated transcription. NCBI's taxonomy places the organism in Eukaryota, Fungi, Ascomycota, Sordariomycetes, Glomerellales, Glomerellaceae. Gene Ontology annotation, molecular function: DNA-binding transcription factor activity, RNA polymerase II-specific; zinc ion binding. The transcript has a single exon. The coding region runs from base 1 to 2538 and encodes 845 amino acids. The record is from RefSeq and is a predicted model, not a curated record.